GGGAACAGAGAAAGCAACAGUGUGUCACUCUUUCGCCAUUUAUCUUAUCUGUCGAGAGAGAGAGAGAGUUCAGACAACAAUAACAAUAAGAUAAUAUGCCCUCAGCUCAAGAUCCAUUCUACGUUGUCAAAGAGGAGAUUCAAGAUUCCAUUGAUAAGUUGCAAUCUUCUUAUCACCAAUGGGAAAGCACUUCUGACGGUGGGGAUCGAACAAAUCUCUCAAAGGAAGUUCUUACUGCUUGUGAGAGCAUUGAAUGGCAGGUGGAUGAAUUGGACAAAGCGAUUUCUGUUGCAUCUAGAGAUCCUUCUUGGUAUGGCAUUGAUGAGGUCGAGAUUGAAAACCGGAGAAGGUGGACCAGCAGUGCUCGCACUCAGGUGCGCACAAUGAAGAAUUCAGUGGAAGCCGGAAAGGCCUCGAAUGUGACGAACCAUGCAAGUGUGAAUGGGAUGCGCAGGGAAUUGAUGAGGCUUCCUAAUUCACAUCAAGCUGAUACAUCCAACCAGUAUACUGCCAACCAUAAUGAUGAUUUCAUUGAAUCAGAAUCUGACAGACAGAUGCUUCUUAUGAAAAAACAGGAUGAGGAGUUGGAUGAGCUUAGUUUAAGUGUACAAAGAAUUGGAGGUGUUGGACUUACGAUACAUGAAGAACUCCUUGCACAGGAAAAGAUUAUAGAUGAACUGGGUAAUGAGAUGGACAGUACAUCCAAUCGUCUAGAUUUCGUACAAAAAAAAGUGGCAAUGGUGAUGAAGAAAGCUAGUGCAAAGGGUCAGAUCAUGAUGAUAUUGGGUUUGCUGGCACUGUUUAUUUUCCUAUUCAUCUUGGUGUUCUUCACCUAAACUCAGUUGAGAUUGGCCCUUGUUUGUACAUGAAGAGAGAGAUAUCUCAGUUUUUGCGAGAAGAUACAAGAUUGUUGGGACAUGCUUUAGUGUCUAUUAAUCAAAUGGAAGCCAUUUUGGUAUUUCAAGGCAGUAGAAUUUUAUGAUUGUGAUGAUAAAGGGACAAUGUAAGGAUUUAGAUUCUCUGAACAUUUGGAUUACAAAUAUGAUUGGAUUUAGGGUUAUUCGGAUUAAAUUGUUCUCUUAGAUGUAAUGUAAUGUGAUGUCAACUUAUUUUUAACAUCCUUUUAGAAUGAUAGCAUGGAGUUUUAAACC
Molecule: messenger RNA, 1151 nt
Organism: Arachis stenosperma
Lineage: Eukaryota; Viridiplantae; Streptophyta; Magnoliopsida; Fabales; Fabaceae
Product: syntaxin-61
Exons: 7
Coding region: 96-836 (246 amino acids)
Biological process (GO): Golgi vesicle transport
Cellular component (GO): membrane
Source: RefSeq, a predicted model, not a curated record